This is a messenger RNA of Ricinus communis (castor bean), 1297 nucleotides long. Its product is annotated as cinnamoyl-CoA reductase 1-like. Lineage: Eukaryota; Viridiplantae; Streptophyta; Magnoliopsida; Malpighiales; Euphorbiaceae. Gene Ontology annotation, molecular function: oxidoreductase activity, acting on the CH-OH group of donors, NAD or NADP as acceptor. Bases 182 to 1144 code for a protein of 320 amino acids. The transcript has 6 exons. The record is from RefSeq and is a predicted model, not a curated record.
AACCUGAUUUCUUAUCAUUAGUUUGUUAUCAUUUCACUGGCAUUCAUUUAAAAAUCAAGAAUCUGUACUGACUUUGAGCUUCAUAGGAGACUCGGACUGAUGCACAAAACCGAUUACAAAGAAUUAAAGCGGCUAGUGUUUGAAUCAUAAGAAAGAAAAAAAAAAAAAAAAAACACAAAGAAUGGCGGCAACAAAGGGCAAAUUAUGCGUGACAGGAGCUGGGGGUUACUUAGGUUCUUGGGUCGUCCAGCUUCUUCUCUCCAAGGACUAUAUUGUUCGUGGAACAGUUAGAGAUCCCAAGGAUAAGAAGUAUGCUCACUUGAGCAAGCUUGACAAGGCAUCUGAUAAUUUGAAACUUGUUAAGGCAGACUUACUGGACUACAACUCCCUCAAUGCUGCAAUUCAAGGUUGCACUGGAGUCUUUCAUGUCGCUAGCCCUGUUCCCUCCACCACUGUACCAAAUCCUGAAGUUGAAGUCCUAGAGCCAGCUAUAAAGGGCACGCAGAAUGUUCUUAAAGCAUGUGCUGAAGCAAAGGUUAAGCGAGUUGUUGUUGUGUCAUCUGGAGCUGCAAUAUUCAUGAACCCAAGCUGGCCCAAGAGUAAAAUGAUGGAUGAGACUUGUUGGUCCAACAAGGAAUAUUGCAGAACAACUAAGAACUGGUAUUGCCUUUCCAAGACAGUAGCAGAAACUGAGGCUUUCGAGUAUGCAGAACAAAGUGGGCUUGAUGUUGUAACUGUUUGCCCUACCCUCAUUUUGGGGCCAAUUUUGCAGUCUACAGUCAAUGCAAGUAGCCUGGUUCUUGUUAAGCUUUUGAAAGGAGGAUAUGAGUCGUUGGAAAACAAGCUUCGGCUGAUAGUUGAUGUGCGUGAUGUGGCUGAAGCACUGGCGUUGGUAUAUGAGAAGCCUGAGGCAGAAGGGCGAUACAUAUGCACGGCACAUGCAAUCAAGACAAGAGACCUGGUUGAGAAAUUGAGGAGUCUAUACCCUGACUACAGUUAUCCUAAUAGCUUCACUGAGGAAGGGGAAGAAGACCUUGUGCUGAGCUCAGAAAAAUUGCAGAGACUUGGUUGGAAUACUCGUUCAUUAGAGGAAACUAUUGCCGAUUCUGUGCAGAGUUAUCAAAAGGCUGGAAUCUUGGGUUAAAGAAAGAAAGAUAGAUUUGAUGUAUCAUUUCUGUCACGAGGAUAUUUGGUUUAGAAGCAAUAAUUAAAUAGAGAAAGACUCUGGCAGUGAAGUUCAUAAAAACUUUCCACUUAUGAUUUAUAAAUAACGGGCGUAACUUGGUUCAUUUUGUCA